AUUUCAUGUACGGUGCCGCAUUUCGGUGCUCAUUCAACGAGCGACGAUUGCCCGCGCGCCGGUCUCGCACGCUCUCUCGUUGAUAACACGUAACUCAGUAAUGGUCCUGUGACAGAAUAAACCCCCAGUGACUUGUGUAUCGUGUGUUUUGUGAAUUAUCAUCGCGAAAAAUUUCGAUCGGAAAAUUAUUCAUAUGAAUAUGGACUUGGCUAAAGGAGCUACAUCAAUGCGUUGUUCAUGGAUGUCUUUUUAACUGGUUUUCCCAAAAGGCUAUUGGUGGCUGCAUCCGUAGUUGUUAUAAUAGCCAUGUGUAUAAUGCCGACUGAAAGUGCCAGCCUGCCUCAUAAGAAACGCCAUCAAAGACAGUCAGAAAACAUGGCGCAACUUACCAAAGAUAUGUCAGCAUCGCUGAAACGACCAAAAAACCUCAGUGUAGAGAAUUAUAAAAUCGCGACUAGAAAAAUCAAACACAAGUUAAGGAACACGAAAAGGUUCUUCGAUCAAGAUAAGAAAGUAUUGAACGAAACAAAAGAAUAUCGGGACGGUAUGCCGUCUUGGCUGCCAGCUGUAAAUUUUGUGGACAUACAUUUCCACGAGUACAGAUCGUCGAGGAAAUUUGGGAAAUCGAUUUCAGAACGAAAGUUUACCUAUCUGAUGCCGAAGCUAUACAAAUCGUUGCGAGAAUACGAAGUGAUCUUCAAAAGGCUACGCAACGUACAAGUCGACCUAUCCGACGAUCCGUUUAACACCUACGUCGCAACCCGAGGAAAACUGUUAGCCGACACGUUAGACCGGCUUUACAGCACCAUCGCUGAAAUAACUGAGAACAUGGUGGCAGUGAACAUGCCCGUGCCGGCGUUCGAUAAGGGCAAGAUGAAAUUGGACUCAUUGGCCAUGAAAGUGGACGCGACGCAGUGUCUCAAAAACGACUACAUUGCGUUCAGGGGCUAUGGUAACUUACUCAAUAAUUGGUAUUCGGAAUUCAAAUGCCCACUCAACAAGAAAGAUAGGAAAUGCGCAGAUUUCCACGCGAAGCUGAGAGAAAAGAGCAAUAAGCGGCCGAAGAAUAAAAAGUCGAGUCAAGGAUAGACUUUUUGUAUAAUUUAUUGUUUGUGAUGUAUUGUCGCUUGUACUUAUUUAUUGUUAGAUGUAAGUGUUCGCUCUCUGACGUGUUAUACUGAGUUGCUCGACGAAACGUUUUGUUGAUUAAGUAAUGGGUACUCGCUCUGUGAUAUUUAGUAUUCUCUAGUUAGUGAUUUUAAUUUAUUGAACUAGUACUUAAGUUUAAUUUAGUUCCUCUGUUUCUGUGUACCUAUC
Molecule: messenger RNA, 1317 nt
Organism: Zerene cesonia (dogface butterfly)
Lineage: Eukaryota; Metazoa; Arthropoda; Insecta; Lepidoptera; Pieridae
Exons: 3
Coding region: 238-1089 (283 amino acids)
Source: RefSeq, a predicted model, not a curated record